Messenger RNA from Myodes glareolus (Bank vole), 3042 nucleotides. The record is from RefSeq and is a predicted model, not a curated record. NCBI's taxonomy places the organism in Eukaryota, Metazoa, Chordata, Mammalia, Rodentia, Cricetidae.
GGGUGGGCUGACAGCAGAGGUUAUGCCCUCCUUUCAUCUGAAUUAGAAGAUCCCCGAAGACAGAAGGACCUUAGCAUUCCAAAGCUAAAAGAAGACUGUAGAGCCAUCACAUGAAAACAGGAACGGGCUGCUUGUUUAGCAAGGGAACACACAGCUCCAGACACAGUAAAACCUUGAACACAACACUGACCUCAUUUGGAUUCAGGGAAGCAAAGACAUUAAGAAUCAAUGGGCAGGCAGGUUCAGAAACCAACAGAAUGCUGUGGAAAUGGGGUCCCUAGAGAGUGACUUUCAGACUGGGUUUCCUUGAACUGAUAACUUGAAGCAACCCCAGACCUAGCCCCCAGUAUAUAUUGCUGGUUGCCACUCUCUCCUGUCUAUCUUUCCUCUGUGCUGGAGGCCUGCGGAGAUUCCCCAGGGUUAACCAAUACUGACCUUUGCACUCCAUUAACUCACUACAAAGUGGGACGUGACUGCGCCACAGAAUGAAGCAAUAUUGAAAGUAGUUGAAGAAUUUGGGAAGAUGAACCCUGAAGAGUCUCCCAAGUCACAACCGUCCAGUAGACAUAAACGCUCUGGUGUUUACUUUGCCACUGGACUCCAGAAAGAAGAGAAGGCGGCUGUGAACAAACGCAGCUCCAAGGUGUUGGAGGCUCUGCAAAAGCUGAAUAUCCAGGCUGACCAGGCUCCAGUCAUUGCUGUCCUGGGCUCUGGUGGGGGGCUGCGGGCCCACAUCGCUUGUCUUGGGGUACUGAGUGAGAUGAAAGAACUUGGCCUGUUGGAUGCUAUCACAUACCUCGCAGGGGUCUCCGGGUCCACUUGGGCGUUGUCUUCAUUCUAUAUCAACAAUGGAAAUGUGGAAGGGAUGGAAGAGGAGCUGAAACAGCGAUAUGAGAAGAAUAGGUGGCACUUUGCAGAAAACUUGGAGAAAGCCAUACAGGCAUCAAAGAAGGAGAAUUACUCCAUGACUGACUUUUGGGCCUAUUUUGUUGUUUCCAGGCAAACCAGAGAACUACAGAACUCUAACUUGUCCAGCAUAAAGAAGCAUGUGGAAGAAGGACUGUUGCCCUAUCCAAUCUUUGCAGCCAUUGAUGGUGACCUUCAGCCUGACUGGAGGAAGAGAAAAACUCGGAAAUCCUGGUUCGAGUUCACCCCUCAUCAUGCUGGCUACCCUGCACUUGGGGCUUAUGUCCCCAUCACACAGUUUGGAAGCAGAUUUAAGAAUGGAAAAUUGGUUAGAUCUGAGCCUGAGAGAGACUUGAAUUACCUGAGAGGUUUAUGGGGAAGUGCUCUAGCUGAUAUGGAAGAAAUUAAGAAAUUUAUUUGUGACAUGUUAGCAGACCUGAGAGCAAAACUGAAGCAGGGACAUUUGAAUAUGGGAGCGGCUGGAGCAGUGGCUAGAACAGCGGCAUACGUGGGAGUACCAGAGACACAGGUGGAUGAAGUGCUCUUGGAUUUAAUGAUGGCUUUUCUUAAAGAUCAGAAUGACCCCAGCAUCAAGGAUAAGCUCCAGGCCCUGCAGCAGGUUCUGGGUGCUAAGAGAGAUGUGUUUGGUGAACAGAAGUACAUCUGGCUGGCUGAGGUAGUCCAGAAUUGGAAUGAGGUCUCUCCCAGGGAGAAGGAGCAGUUUCUUGAAUAUCUGUUGUACUGCUUCAUGAGGACACAAGAGCUUCCUGUGGGUGCCAUGUAUGGACCGAGAAGCUGGAUUGGGAGUCAUCUCCGGGACACUUUUACUUUUCUGAGUAAAACUGGAAUUUGUUGUUGGAAGUGGGAGUGGGGAACUGUUUACAACUUCCUCUAUAAAAACGGUAACAUCACAGAUGAGGCCAUGCAGAGCCGGGAGUUUCUGCAUCUGGUGGAUGCUGGUUUGGCUAUCAACAGUCCCUACCCACUUGUUUUGCCUCCGGCUCGUGAAGCUCACCUCAUCCUCUCGUUUGACUUCAGUGCUGGAGAUCCACUAGAGACUGUCAGGACCACAGCGGACUACUGCCAACGCUAUGGAAUCCCUUUUCCUCAAGUGAGAGAGGAGCAGCUGAAGGAAUGGGCCAAAGCCCCAGCGAGCUGCUACAUCCUCAGAGGGGAAACUGGACCUGUUGUCAUGCAUUUUACUCUGUUCAACAAGAACAACUGUGGAGAUGACAUUGACACAUGGAGAAAAAAAUAUGAGACAAUGAAACUAUCUGACUUCUACACACCAGACCUUGUGGCAGAUUUGCUGAGGGUGUCUAGGGAGAAUGUUCGGAUAAACAGGGAUAAUAUCCUCAGUGAGAUAAGAAAAGUGGCUGGGAAAACUGGCAACUUGCUAAGGAUGAAUAAGGAGGACUUCUUGGGAUACACAGUGCGGAAUGUUCAAAGCUCUCGGACUGUGGAGAUUAAGAUAUCCAACAACACGGACAUAAUAUUCAAGGAGCCUUUGCACUACUUACAGAGUGGGCAUGUACUAGUGGACCCACCACCUGUGCUGUCUCCAGAGUCCACCGUCAGCUGUUCCUUUGUGAAGAAGAGCUCGAGCUUCCAGGGCACUGUGGGCAUGCUGGUCUACCAGGGCCCACGUGUCCACCUGGCCUUACUGUUCUCUAUUCCCUUCAACUACGCUCUUCACAGAAUUAAGUUUGCCUUAGCCAUCAUAACUGAGCCAGUCUCUAGAGACCUGGAGAGUGUUUUUGAUGACAUCAUUCAGGGAAAUGGGUCUCCAGAGCUAAAGGUAGCCAAGUAUGAACUUCAGAUCCCUCAGGGGACCCUGAAGCUGGAACAUGACUCCUUGAUCAUCAGAGCCACAAUGUCCAACAUCCAUGUGGCUAAAAUGGAUGUAGUGGUUGAGACCAAAGCUGUUUAAAAGUUUCCUUCCUUCAUCCAUAACUGCUCAUUUUACACUUCGGUCAGAUUGCUUGCCUCUGUAAAAGGAGAGAUCUCAACUGAAAUCAUAGCCCAUCUCUGCAGAGCCAAGAAACUCUGUAAAUGCUUUCUGCUUGACUAACAGAUUUGUAACAUGAGGGGCCUGCUUGUUUGUGUUUUUGUCCUGUCCGGCCCCCCAGCUCUUUA